Messenger RNA from Trypanosoma theileri, 3534 nucleotides. Its product is annotated as putative WD repeat-containing protein 11 isoform X1. The transcript has a single exon. The record is from RefSeq and is a predicted model, not a curated record. Gene Ontology annotation, cellular component: cytoplasm. Lineage: Eukaryota; Euglenozoa; Kinetoplastea; Trypanosomatida; Trypanosomatidae. Bases 1 to 3534 code for a protein of 1177 amino acids. Gene Ontology annotation, molecular function: protein binding.
AUGUCACCUAUUUUAUCUACGAAGAUAAUUCCUGGAAAAACAGCCACACCCGGUGGGAAUAAUGCCCCCAUUGAUGAAGUUGGGAAGUGGCCAUAUCAGGCAGCACAGUAUGGAUAUCAAGAUUUAUUAGCUUACAGUUCAUACUGUAAUGGAUCUGGUGAUGUUUUUGUAGUGGAUAUGAAUAGUAUGCAACUCGUGCAAACACUUCAUGGUCAUAACUAUGUAGUGACAUGUAUUCAAUGGAAGCCACCCCCUGCAUCUUAUUUACAACAUGGAUUAUUUCUUUUUACUGGUGAUAAUGGAGGGUUUAUCGCCUUAUGGGAUGUAAGUGAAGGAGUUAUAUUAAAUAGUCUUCAGGUACCAAAUGCAGAACCUAUUCAUGCAUUAUCUCUUCCAACAAAACAUCAUUUAUUAGUAUUAACAAAAAAUUGUUCAAGUUUUUUAUAUGAUUCUCACUUGGCAGGUAAAGAACCAUUUCAAGAUGUAAAACCUCCUUUUAGAUCAGAACGUACGAAUAAUAUCAUUCCAUUACAUUUGUGUUCUUCAAAAUUAUGUCCAACUCAAACCUAUUGCGUUGUUUUUGGUGAUCGUAUUCGUAUUCUCGCUUCAUUAGAACUAACUAUUACUAAAAAAUCAACUGAUUCAUGGGUUAAAGAUCUUAUUUAUGAUAGUCAAGAUGGAAAUGAAACCGUUUUUGAUGCUACUUUUAGUGAAGCUCAAGAGGAAGUAUUAUAUUUUGCAACUCGAAACUCUGUUGGAGCUUAUGAUUGGAAAACAAAUUUAGUCCUUAAUGAACAAGUAUUAUGGCAUACGAAAAGUGAUGUUGAAUUUAGACGUAUUUUUCCUUCUUCACCAAAUACAAUAGAUGAGUGUUCACAGCAAAUUCCCUUCUUAUAUUCAUUUGGAACAGAUCAACGAUUAUGUGCUUGGUAUGUACAUCGAAUAGAUAAAGUCACUAAUGUAGCUAUUGAUGUACGAGGAGCAAGAAUAGGAUCAAAGUCUGUUGCAAAUGUGGUUCAAUCUCAAAAUAAUUCAAAUCUCUUUAGUAUUAUUUUUACAGAUGGUUCUGUAACGAGAUGGCGAUUUCGAAUAGAAUCUAGACGAUGGUCAUUAGAAGGGUAUUUAUCAUUUGAUCUCACUAAACCAAUGGAUUUUUGUUUAGUUGGACAAAGUAUAGUUUGUUGUGCUUUGGAAAAUGGACAUUUAGUCAUGAUUGAUGUAAUGCAUAAUGUAACACUUAGACGAGUUAAUAUUGUACAUUCUGGUGGUACUCGUAUUAUAUUAUUAAGUCCUCAUAAAUGGGGAGAAUCUGUUUGGGUAGUUACUAAUAAAUCUACACAAUCUCAUCACUUUCAUCAAGUAACACUUUUUGAUUGUCGUAGUGGUGUUGUACUUUCUGUUCUUCGAAAACCUACAAAUCCUGAUGUUAGUCGUAUGAAGGGUAUCUCUUUAAGUGAAACAGGGAAUUUUCUCCUUCUAACUUUUUUUAAUGGUUCUUUUGAAGUAUGGAGUGUAGAAGGAGGUGGUCUUAUUUAUUUCUUUGAAGGAAUGGGUAUUGCAGGUGUUUCAUGGGCACCAAUGCCAUUCUUAUCUUGUCUUACAGGCGUGCAAGGAUCUCCACAACUACUCACGAUUGUUUUUACAGAUGGAACGAUGAGUUUAUGGACUGUUUAUAAAGAUCGUGUGGUUCAAAAUCGUGAUGUGGUGCCUAUAUUUUUUAAUAAUUAUCCCAGUAAAGUUGUAUGUGAACCCACUAAUGAGAUGAUAGUGAUAUGUGAUGGAAUAGGGAUACCUGUAUUGGUGAGUAGUGGAUCUUGGGGAUUUCGUGUACUUUCUUUAAAGAAUACUCCUGUAAAUAAAGCUGCAUUAAGUAUCGCAGUAUCAAAAAUAAUAGAAGGAGAUGAAAAUGAUAAUAAAAUACAUAAUUCUGUAGAAUCUUCUUCUUCUUCUAGUGCAGAUGUUCUUCUUGCAGCCCUUUUUACAGAUGGUUCUUUUGGUGUAUGGAAUACAUCUAAUCAGGAACGAAUAAGUUAUUCUGAAAUUUCUAGAUUAAAUUUAAGUGCCCGAGUUUUGGCAUGGAUGGGAGAUGCUCUUCUUGUUCUUACAAGUAAUGGUGAUUUAGUGCUUCUUGAUAAAUUACUUACUUCUGUUAAUAGUAGUAUAUCUUGUAAGUCUCCACGUCGACCCAUUCAAAGCAGUGCUUUUUUUCUUCCUGCUCACCGUACAUAUAUUCAAACAUCCUUGGAGACACAAAUUAUGACUAAUCGAUCUACUACAAGUUAUCAACAGAAUAAUAAUUUACCAAGUUAUUUGGUACAAUCUAUUGAUAUACAAAGAAGACCAUGUCGUGGACCAUUGGGACAAGUUAUCACAGAAAGUAUUUCAACACUAUCAAAAGAGUUGGAUCUUUACAAGGAAACUAUGAUUCCUAAAUAUAUUCUUUCAUUUAUACAAAAAGCAAUAGAUAAAAAAUGUAAUGAGGAACUUGCACUUUAUGUGGCUCGUUUCUUUGGUCAAAAAGAAAAAGAACGUUUUUGGUCACAAUAUUGUAUGCGUAAAACUAUAUGGCAUAUUAACAGUGAUGUCAGUGAUCCAUCACAAUGUAGUGAAAGACGAAAGUUUGGACGGGAACAAGAAUCUCCUUUUUUUUAUAUUCACUGUAAUUAUUUCUCAGAAGCUGUGGCUAGUUCUGAAGUCGUUCGAAGGAAUCGUAUGUUGUUUAAUGAACACCGUAUAUCUGCUCUUGAAGCUCGUAAAAAUGAAAAUAUAGAUGCCUCUAAUUGUCGUUUAGUGGUAGCACGAGAAUUACUAAGACUUCAAGAACCUCAAAAAGCUAUAGAUAUUUUAAUGGAUACGAAUUAUGAAAGUGAACAAUUUCCUAAUUUAGCCAAUUUAGCUGUUACCAUAGCUGCUUCAUCUGCUGCCAUUGAUGCAACAUCUUCAACAUUAUUUAAUAUAACCACAAAACGAGCGGCUGCAUUAUUUUUAGCAAGAGGAGAUUUGGAUAGUGCUGUAGAAAAAUUUAUUUUGUCAAGUGAUUACUACGGGGCAGGUCUCGCUUUACAGUCUUGUGGAAAAUGGAGUGAAUCCGCGAGACUCGCAAAAGUGUCUGCCAUUUCAUAUGAAGAGCAGAAGGAACUUCUCUAUCGCUGGUGUUCACAUUCUGCUAAACGUGGAGAGAUGAUAGAAGCAGCGCGUGUGCUGCUUUCAAUUUCUUGUUUACCGGAAGCACUUGUAUUACUUUCUGAAUCACAACAUUUAACAGAUAUUGCAGGUUUAUUUGCCAUGAUAUUAUUAGAAGAUCCAUCUUUCUCUUCAAAGGAGACUUUGCAGAUGUUAAUAACUUCACCGACGAAGGAUGAAGAUUCUUCAGAUGCGUUAAGAUUUUCUGAAGUUCUACUCAACACAUUAACAGAUUACUGUAAUGUGUUAAAUUCUGUUGGUAAUGUGAUUGUGGAACACAUGGGAUUGGAAGUUAUUGCGGCUCUCAAGCGUGGAAAUCGAAAUGUUUCCCCCUCUUUCUCCACGAUAUAA